UCCCCGCCUGGCUCCCUCUCUCCUCGCCCGCCGGGUGCUGAAGUUGGGCGGAUGGCAGCAAACCGGCUCCGCUAGAGGACCGAGCCGCUCAGCCCCGCGCCCCCGGACCCAUCGCUGCGCUGCCCACACCUCCAGGCGACUGGGCUUUUCAAGGAACUUCUGAUUGGCUGUUGAAAUACAAAGGUUAUAAUUCAAGAGCCAUGGCAUUACAUUAAACAGACACAACCCAGGGGAAAUUAUGACAUAAAUGAAAUGAGCAGCCAACUGGGCGCUGCAGUAGCGGCAAUGCGAAAAAGGCAGCAGUCGCAGAAUGAAGAAACACCUGCCGUGUCUCAGGCACCUGGAAACCAGAGGCCCAACAACACGUGUUGCUUUUGCUGGUGCUGUUGCUGCAGCUGCUCCUGCCUCACUGUUAGGAAUGAAGAAAGAGGGGAAAAUGCAGGAAGACCCACGCACACCACAAAGAUGGAGAGUAUCCAGGUCCUAGAGGAAUGCCAAAACCCCACUUCAGAUGAAGUCUUGUCCUGGUCUCAAAAUUUUGACAAGAUGAUGAAGGCCCCGGCAGGAAGAAACCUCUUCAGGGAGUUCCUGCGAACGGAAUACAGUGAAGAGAACCUACUUUUCUGGCUUGCCUGUGAAGACUUAAAGAAAGAGCAGAACAAAAAAGUAAUUGAAGAGAAGGCCAGGAUGAUAUACGACGAUUACAUUUCUAUACUCUCACCAAAAGAGGUCAGUCUCGAUUCUCGAGUUAGAGAGGUGAUCAAUAGAAAUCUGUUGGAUCCUAAUCCUCACAUGUAUGAAGAUGCCCAACUCCAGAUAUAUACCUUAAUGCACAGAGAUUCUUUCCCCAGGUUUUUGAACUCUCAAAUUUAUAAGUCAUUUGUUGAAAGUACUGCCAGCUCUACUUCUGAAUCUUAAUUUUUAAUAAAGAAAAUCAUUUUGGAGGGCUGCAAUGAAAAAUAAAAGUAAUUAUGUAACACCUGAAGCUGAGUUCCUGGAGAACUACAGUUUAGCAUUCCUCAGGCUACUGUGAAAAUACAACCAUAUGGUCUUUGUCUCCAUUUUUAUCAAGGUUUAUCCGUGGUUACUUUGGAGAAAAUACCACAUGAAACAAUGAAUUGCCAAAUUAAGUUUAUUUUGUUGAACACGCAUUCUACUUGCAAGCAAACUGUACUUGUAGUCCUAUGAACAGUCUCCUAGUGUACCCAGAGACUGCAUGUGCCAAGUAAACCCGCUUCAUUUGCCACAUAGUUGUCGCAACACUUAAAUCCAAAUGGCAUAACUUAUAUCUGUAUUUAAGGACUUUUGUGCAAUAUGGUCUUAUAGAAAUAAUUGCCCAAAAGUUGGCUGUGGUUUGCAUUUUUAAAUAUAAUCUAAGACAGAAAAAGCCAAUUUUAAAAUUGUAACUCUGAUAGUCAACAUGCUAUAUACUGUGUUCAGUACACUAAUUUUGAAGCCAAUAUUUCUGUUCAUGAAAAAAAGAGCUAUUUAUCUCUGUUUGUUGGAAAAUCCUCAUGGGGAAUUCCUCUGGUUGUUCACUGCCAAAACUGUGGCAUUUUCAUUACAGAAGAGUUUGCUAUGUAAAAAAUAAUAUAUAUAAAUAUAUGAGGAAAAAAGAAAAAGCACAAAACAAUUUGAAGAUAUUCUAUCUCAAUGACAAAUCAAAGAGUGAUAUUGUUUUUAGUUGUAAUAGAAGAAAAUGAAUCUAUGUAUAUAUCAGAUGUCCAAUACUGUAAUUAAUUUAUUAAAGACUGGCUCUCCAGUU
Cervus elaphus (red deer) is the source of this 1765-nucleotide messenger RNA. RefSeq names its product regulator of G protein signaling 17 (gene RGS17). NCBI's taxonomy places the organism in Eukaryota, Metazoa, Chordata, Mammalia, Artiodactyla, Cervidae. The transcript has 6 exons. The record is from RefSeq and is a predicted model, not a curated record. Bases 253 to 918 code for a protein of 221 amino acids.